AUGGGCCGUUCGAUAUCCCGCGAGUCACUUACGUCCUAUUGACAUUAGCGCUGCAUGGUGUGGAUGCCACAUGUAUGCUGUGAUUCCCUCACUUAUAAUCCAUCAGGACCUCAGAUGCAGUGUGUUCGUGGCUUCCAGCACACAUCGUAUUCUCAAGUGUUAGUUUGAAUCUAUCCCUUACUCGCAUGUCAAAAUUCGUCCCUGGACAUUUCAAUGACAACCCUCCAUCCUCGGGAGAGGACCCGAGCCGCCCAGAACGCCCCCAUGACAGAGGAUUCGCGAUCAGUGGAACGCUACAAGUUGUCGCCAAUAUAACUCUGGCGACACUUUAUUUCGUCGUUAAUCUCCUAUUUUGUAUGACGGCAGGCUCCGCGCCAGACCCGCUCGAUGAUACCACUCAAGCAUUGGGUGAGGAGCCAGGCCAACCAGAACAACCCCAGGAUUCGGGAAAGACAAACCUCGUGAUCACUGAAGUGCUACAAGUCGCCACCAUCAAUUCCGCAUCGGACCUACUCGACAAUACCCUCGCAGCCUCGGGUGAAGAGUCUAGCCACCCGGAACGCACCCAGGACCCGGGAGAGAUACACCUUGGUGGAGUGCAACAGGUUGUUAUUACUGCCAUUCGCGCAACCGAUCUCACUCUUGGUCUCCGACGGAUCCCGGCUGGCUUCCAUGUGGUGGUCAAGGCUGACAGUGCUGAAUACCAGACAAGCAAUAAAUCUAUAUACGUAAACCAGUCUGUCGUCGAAUGGCACGAGCGCAUUCUUCUGCCGUGCGAGCCAUGUUCUGAAGUUCGGGUUAGCGUGUAUGCCUCAUUCGAAUUGGGUCCCAUGGUCUGUCACGGAGAACUCCUCCGCACAUUCGAGGUCUCUGUUAGAGAAUUACUGGAUCGUAGCGAAAGGUCGCAUCCCAUGGUCUUUCAGCCAAAGCAGGAGGAAGUCUUAUCGUCUUGUACUUCGCUCUCCAUGACGGUGGAGCAGCGACUUUCUGAUCAAAUUGACGCCGGAGUUCUUUGCCCCUUUAUUAGACUUACAUCUCGCAUGGAUGCGUUAGCACUAAGUACGGACGCCGGACAUCGUCUUCUCGCACGAUACCGCAGGACACAGAACAGUAAAGAUCUCGACCAAUCCAUAAAGCACUUUGAACGGGCUUUGUAUCUCUGCCCCAUGCAUCAUCCAUACCACCCUGCAGCACUGUUCAAUUUAGCCAUUGCAAAGCUUGUAAGCUGCCAGGUUAACGGAGCAUACCUCGACCUCGACACCCCUAUCUCUCUUUUUCAAGACGCACUUGAUUUACGUCCCACUGAUCAUCCGGAUCGAAUCAUCACCCAGCUCCAUCUUGCCAUUGCUCUGUCGUCUCGCUUUGCCAAACGGGGAUUUCAAACGGAUGCCGAUGCAGCUAAAGAGUUGCUGAGCGAUGUUCUCGAUGUCUGCCACGCCAACAGCCACAUUUACAGAGCAGCUUUGAUCGCGAUCCAAACAUCCGCUGCGCAUUCUACUGGAAGCAUUGAUGCAAAUGAUCGCGGGCAGGAGCGUCCUGCCACAUCGAUGCUUCCGUUAUCGCUGAAUCAGCUUGCUAAUCGAGCAAAGCGGUGUUUGCAGGUGGAUGAACCCCGUGACCUGGAUGAAGUCAUAUCCCUCCAUUAUGAUGCACUGGGAUACUACAACACCGGGCAUGCUUACCGAGGACAAUUGCUAACUAAUCUGGCUAUAAUCCUGCAAACUCGCUUCAGGCGUCAAGGCAACGACAAAGACAUGGAUCAGGCUAUCGCGCUUCAGAUGGAAAUGUUGGCAUUGUGCCCAGUCGGUCACCCAGAUCGGUCCAAGUCAUUGAAUAACCUUGCGAUUCAACUCUCCACCCGCUUUGAACACAGAGGCAACGUCGACGACUUGGAUCAGUCCAUCGCACUUCACAAGGAAGCGCUGGCCUUGCACUUCGUUGGCCACACCGAUCGGUCCACAUCAUUAAUGAAUCUCGCAAAUCAACUCUCCACCCGCUUUGACCAUCGAGGCAACUAUGAAGACUUGGAUCAGGCUAUCGCACUUCACAGGGAAGCGCUAGCUUUGUGCCCUGUUGGUCACCCAAAUCGGUCCAGCUCGUUAAAUAGCCUCGCGACCCAACUCUCCAUCCGUUUUGAACACCGGGGAAGCGGCGAAGACUUGGAUCAGGCUAUCGCACUUCAGAGGGAAGCGCUGGCCUUGCGUCCGGUCGGUCACACAGAUCGGUUUGGGGCAUUGAAUAACCUUGCGAUUCACCUCACCUUCCGCUCUAAGCACCGAGGAAGCGACGAAGACUUAGAUCAGGCUAUUGCACUUCAGAGGGAAGCGCUGGACUCGCGCCCAAUGGGUCACAAAGAUCGGUCUGGGGCAUUGAACAACCUUGCAAAUGCACUCUCUGUUCGCUUUGACCACCGAAGCAACGACGAGGACUUGGAUCAGGCUAUCGCACUUUACAGAGAAACGCUAGCCUUACAUCUGGCCGGUCAUACAGAUCGGUCCAAGUCAUUAAAUAACCUUGCAAAUCGACUCUCCACCCGCUUUUACCACCGAGGCAAUGACGAAGACUUGGAUGAGGCUAUCGCGCUUCACAGGGAAGCGCUAGCGUUGUGCCCGGUCGGCCACACAGAUCGGUCCAGCUCAUUAAAUGGCCUCGCAACUCAACUCUCCACCCGCUUUGAGCGCCGACGUAAUGACGAAGACUUGGAUCAGGCUAUCGCACUUCACAGGGAAGCGCUGGCCUUAUGCCCGGUCGAUCACACAGAUCGGUCCAUGUCAUUAAGCAUCCUUGCAAAAUCACUUUCCAUUCGCUUUGAGCACCGAGGCAAUGACGAAGACUCGGAACAGGCUAUUGCACUACACAGAGAAGUUCUAGCUUUGCGCCCGGUCGGUCACAAAGAUCGAUCUGGGGCAUUGAAUAACCUUGCGAUUCAACUCUCCUCCCGAUUUGAGCAUCAAGGCAACGACGAAGACUUGGAUCAAGCUAUUGCACUUGACAGGGAAGCGCUAGCCUUAUGCCCGGUGGGUCACACAGGUCGGUCCAUGGCAUUAAACAGCCUUGCAAAUCAACUCUCCACCCGCUUUGACCACCGAGGCAACGACGAAGACCUGAAUCAGACCAUCGCACUUUACAGGGGAGCGCUGGCCUUGUGCCCGGUCGGUGACACAGAUCGUUCCACGCCAUUAAACAACCUCGCGGCCCAGCUCUCCAUCCGCUUUCUCCGCCGAGAUAACCACGAAGACUUGGAGCAGGCUAUCGCAUUUCAGAGGGAAGCGCUGGCCUUGCGCCCGGUCGGUCACAAAGAUCGGUUUGGGGCAUUGAAUGGCCUUGCGAUUCACCUCGGCCUCCGCUUUGAGCGCCAAGGCAACGACGAAGACUUGGAUCAGGCUAUCGCACUUCACAGGGAAGCGCUGGCCUUGUGCCCGGUCGGUCACACAAAUCGGCCCACGUCAUUACAUAACCUUGCCGCUCAACUCUCCACCCGUUUUGAGCACCAGCGCAAUAGGGAAGACUUUGAUCAGUCACGAGAGAACCUGCGCUGUGCAUUGACUCUGUUGACACAACAUGAUCCUCGUCGAUUAUCAGCCCAUCGAUCGCUAGCUGAGGUCUAUCUGACGUUCUAUCGAUCAGGCCUUGACGACGCCGGCACAGGUGAAGAUACGGACACUCUUAAUGCUGCCAUAUAUCAUCUCAAGGCAGCAGCAAACGUUGUCUCUGGAGGCUUGCUAUCACGCCUGCGAGAAAGUAUACGUUGGAUACACCAUGCUAGUCUAUAUUCACACGGUACCGAACUGGAGGCAUAUGCGACUUCCAUGCAACUUCUGGACGCUUACAUGUCUGUCACAGCUUCGGUUUCGUCUCGCCACAAUUUCAUGAAGCACUUCCUGUCUACACUUGCUGUGGAUGCUGCAUCGUGUGCUCUUCGUAGUGGUGAUGUGUGUCGCGCUGUUGAGUUGUUGGAACAGGGAAGGACUGUCAUCUGGACUCAGAUAACACGGCUCCGCACCCCUCUUGAUAACCUCCAGACGCGCGGCAGUCACGCAGCGGCCCUGACGAAGAAAUUCAGAGACCUCAGCUCCCUCCUGGACAAACCUCCUGCGAACAAUCCAGAAGCAACCCCAAGAGUUGAUGUAGAAGCAGAGGAAACCCAGUACAGACGUCUUGUGGAGGAGUGGAAUAGAGCUGUAGAAGAGAUCCGGAAGAUCGACGGCUUCUCUCGCUUCCUCCUUCCCCCUUUGUUUUCUGACCUUCAGGAUGCAGCUCGUGAUGGGCCUAUCAUCGUGCUCGUCGCAAGCAGGUCGUCUUGCCACGCCAUUAUUAUCCCGCACAGGCAACCUCCAACUAGCAUCCACCUCCCUACUGAUUUCCGGAAACUCGGCAAAUUGGUGGACGCACUCCAAAGAGCAGUUGGAAAAGAGGCCAGUCCCAAAGGGAACCAGACAGCGCUGACAAAAGCUUUGAGAGAGUUGUGGGACGUCGUCGUCUCCCCAGUGGUCGAGAAUCUGGACGGAUUUGUACGACGAGGUUCCCGAAUAUGGUGGUGCCCGACCUCUGUCUUCAAUUUCUUGCCAUUGCAUGCUGCUGGCGAGUACAGGUCAAAGGGAAAAUCCGUUUCGCAACAAUAUAUAUCGUCAUACACGCCAUCGCUCAACGCACUGAUCAAGGCUCGCCGAAGUCAUGACAGGUCUCCAUCAAUUUCCUUCGUUGCCAUUGGUCAGGAUUGCCCAGCCGGUGCCUCGUUCACUUUGGAUGCUGUGGAGCCCGAACUGGAAUUGGUGCGAAGACUUUUGCCCCCUCCCCCCACUGUUUCAUUCUCCAAGAUAACCAGUGUCGAUGCCACGAAAUCGAGAGCACUGCGCGCAUUGAGAGACAAUACUUGGUUUCAUCUCGCGUGUCAUGGGAUACAAGAAUUUGACGAACCCUUUAAGUCGGCCUUUCGCAUGCGUGACGAGCCGCUUUCGCUCCUCGACAUCACACAAAUGGAUCUGUCUCAACAUGAAUUCGCAUUUCUUUCUGCCUGUGAAACCGCAGUCGGUACCUUUAGUACACCUGACGAAGUGAUACACCUAGCGGCUGCCCUGCAAUUUGCCGGAGUUAACAGCGUGGUCGGAACACUGUGGAAGGUCACGGAUAGCACCGUGCAGCACUUGGUGGAGGCAUUCUACAAAAAUAUGCACGGGGAUGGUCCAAUGAAUUCCAAACGAGCUGCCUGGGCGCUGCACCGAGCGGUCCAGUCGUUGGCUUGUGACAAGGACAUUCCAAUGACCUUGGACCAGCGCAUAGUGUUCGUGCACAUUGGCAUAUGA
Suillus plorans is the source of this 5303-nucleotide messenger RNA. RefSeq names its product CHAT domain-containing protein. The record is from RefSeq and is a predicted model, not a curated record. Bases 186 to 5303 code for a protein of 1705 amino acids. The transcript has 7 exons. Lineage: Eukaryota; Fungi; Basidiomycota; Agaricomycetes; Boletales; Suillaceae. Gene Ontology annotation, molecular function: protein binding.